UUUUAGGUUCUUAACUGUCCGUGUGUACCUAACUAAGUUUUGUUUAUAUGAAAGAACAAUGUUUGAUGUAAGCAAAGACAAGUUGAAUAAAUAUUCGACUGAAUCUAAUAAGUAGGCAUAUUUCUUAAGGAAGUACAGUAUGGUAAUGCAAUUGCAAUUACGGCCUUAGACAAAUUGUUUUUGUUUAUCACUGACCUGCUACGCUAUCUCUAUUACUGAUGUAUUUAUUUACGUUGAGUGAACUAUAAUCAUAACGACCCUUGACAAAUGACUCUAUAUGUUAACGGGAGAUAAGGCACAACGCUUAGUUACAACUUGAAAAACGGAUCGGGAAGACGACUUUAACAUAUUAUAAAUAUAAUAAAUAAUAAAAAAUGGCAAUGUUUACAAUUUCUGAGGUGAAUGCUUUGGAUGGAGAACAAUUUGAAGCAAUUUUCGGGAACGUCAUAGAGUUAUGUACUGAUGCAGCAGUGCAAGCGCAGAAGGAGAAACCGUUUAAAGAUGUCAAAAGGUUGUGUGAAGCUUUUGUUCGGUAUUUGGACAAUCUCACUGAACCAGAAAAGCUAGUGAUUCUACAACUGCACCCCGACUUAGCCGGGCGGAUGGCAGCACAGGGCGAACUAACCAGGGAAUCUACUGAGGAACAACGCAGCGCUGGUCUGCUGGACCUCUCCAAUGAGCAGAUGGAAACCAUCAACAUCAGGAACUAUAGUUACAGAGAGAAAUUCGGUUUUCCAUUUAUCAUCUGCGCCAGGGAGAACAAAGUACAGUCGAUAAUAGAAGGGUUGCAGCGUCGGUACAGAAACACCAAAGAACAAGAGAUAUGUAUAGGAAUAGAAGAAGUGAAGAAGAUAUGUCGGCUGAGGAUCCUGGAUAUCGUAAAAAAUGAUGGAUCAAUAUGAUUUGUCUAACCACUUCGUUAUAUUGUUAACCCUUGACUAAAUAGAGGUGUAUGUAUAUAUAUAUAUAUUUUUAAUGUAUAAUUGUAUGAUGCUUUUUUAACGAAUUAGGCAGUAGUUGUUUAAUAAAUAUAUUUUUAUUAACAUUGUUUUGGAUUGAUCUGACUUCCAUGAUGAUGCUUAAUGUUUCAUGGAAAUCAGAUCAAAAGUUUUUAAUGAUCUGGGACAUUUAGCUGGAUCAUAAGGUUCAGAAAAGUUAGGCUUUAUAAAUUUUUUAGUUAUUAAUAUUAUAAUGUAUCAUACUUAAUAAUAAUUCCGGUUCUUUUGUGAUAGGUUUGGGUUUUUUAACAUGUUCGGUGUUAGAAAAAAAAAACCAAAACGGUUUCAGAGGAGGUACACCUUAAGGGCAUAUAAGAAUGUUUUAUCUUAAAAAAGAUUUUAUGAAUAAUUUAUCAACAUACA
Messenger RNA from Amyelois transitella, 1361 nucleotides. Its product is annotated as 2-oxo-4-hydroxy-4-carboxy-5-ureidoimidazoline decarboxylase. The coding region runs from base 375 to 902 and encodes 175 amino acids. The record is from RefSeq and is a predicted model, not a curated record. Lineage: Eukaryota; Metazoa; Arthropoda; Insecta; Lepidoptera; Pyralidae. The transcript has 3 exons. Gene Ontology annotation, molecular function: carboxy-lyase activity. Gene Ontology annotation, biological process: allantoin metabolic process.